CUUUAUAAAAAGGGGUCAUCAUAGAACUCAUUUAGCAAAACAUACACUGCAUGGUUUAAUUACAACAUUUAAUUAGGACAGAAGCUGUUGGAAGAGAAACUUUAUUACGAGUAUGGGAAAUGUGGGAGAGAUAGAAGAGAUGCAAUGGUUAUCUUCUCCAGAUUCAACAACAGCAACACUGCCAUUGUUGUCUUUGAACCAUGUUUCUUUUGUCUGCAAAUCUGUGAGCAAAUCCGUGAGGUUUUACGAGCAAGUUUUGGGAUUUGUUCUCAUCAAACGCCCUUCUUCUUUCAACUUUGAAGGAGCUUGGUUGUUCAACUACGGGAUCGGCAUCCAUUUGUUAGAAUCCGAGAGCGUUCCAACAAAGAAAGAGAAAAUAAAUCCCAAAGACAACCAUAUAUCGUUUCAAUGCUCCGACAUGGAGCAGGUGAUUCGAAAACUUGAAGCGAUGAAGAUCGAGUACGUGACGGGAGUGGUUGAAGAAGGUGGGAUUCAAGUGGAUCAGUUGUUUUUUCACGAUCCCGAUGGCUACAUGAUUGAGAUUUGCAACUGUCAAAACCUUCCGGUUCUUCCACUUACCUCUUGCACUCUCAAGCUGCCCAGUUCCGCGGUUCCUUCUUUAUACGGGACUAAAUUGAGCCAUUUAAUAAUAGAGGGACUAAUACAACACAAGGACUUUCAAGAGAAACGAAGCAGGGAGACACCUUGCUCUGCGGUGGCGACUGUGAUGAUGGAAAACUUGCUUUUGGAUAUGUUGGACAUAUCCUUUUGAUUGUUUCGAUUUUGGAUUAAAAAAAAAUUUGUUUUAUACAAAUUGUUUGCCAAAUCUGUGAAGAAGAAAAAAGAAGAAGGGGGAGGGGAUAUUUGUAAUGCUAGUGAAAGGUGGUUGUUAGUUUAUUCAAUUCGUGAUUUUUGUGCUUGUAUUUACAUUGAACAGUACUUAUAAAUGCAUGUGAAAUCUUGUCCUUUC
This is a messenger RNA of Gossypium arboreum, 970 nucleotides long. Its product is annotated as glyoxylase I 4-like. The transcript has 4 exons. The coding region runs from base 113 to 772 and encodes 219 amino acids. Lineage: Eukaryota; Viridiplantae; Streptophyta; Magnoliopsida; Malvales; Malvaceae. The record is from RefSeq and is a predicted model, not a curated record.